UGCACUAUCUUUAUCCUCAUUACAUCAGAUAACAAUGGAAAGUACCGGUUGGAAAUUGAAGCCGUUUGUGCAGCACAAACCAACAGAAAGUUGCCCUGUACAGAUUCCACUGGAAAGGAUGCCUGGUGAUCGAAGAAUAUGCACUGAUCCCAGAGUGCAAGUGAAACCUUCUGAUGUAACCGUUGAAGAAAGUAGCAGGCAUUCAAGUACUGAAAGGAGAGUUAUGUUCAGAGGCUCACGAGAGAAAUUCUUAACCAUGAACAACGAAAGGCUGCCAUUGGAUCCGAGAGUGCGCCAGCAAACACCGAGAGAAGUACGCGUUGAAGACAGCCGAUGUGCUAAUAAGAGAGUUCAGUUCAGAGAUCCACUAGAGGAAUUCGAAACCAACCAACUUCACGUGAAUUAUUUUCCGAAGAUUUUCACCAAGAGUAUUCUGUUGGAAAUGUUUCAAGAAACAAAGAUGCUCUAA
Molecule: messenger RNA, 469 nt
Organism: Daphnia pulicaria
Lineage: Eukaryota; Metazoa; Arthropoda; Branchiopoda; Diplostraca; Daphniidae
Exons: 5
Coding region: 35-469 (144 amino acids)
Source: RefSeq, a predicted model, not a curated record